AUGACGGACGCGCGGAAGGAGAUGCGCCGACGGUGGACCACAGCUUUCUUCUCGCGCAAGCACGUGACGGUCCACGUGCUGCGGCAGUCGGGCGAGGCCGCGCCAGUCGCACGCAGCAGUCGGUGGUCGUGGCACGUUCUCUCGCCCGUUGCGCGCUGGCUCUUGACCACAAAGCGCCGGUGGCCAUCCCUACACGUUCAUGCGUCCGUGCACCCGCGGUCGCCCGACCCCGACCGCCUCUGCCCGACGCUGGACCGCACCAUCUAUGCCAUUCAAGAAGCAUCCGAGCGCGCGGGCGAUGUCCGGUAG
Messenger RNA from Saprolegnia diclina VS20, 309 nucleotides. RefSeq lists its product as hypothetical. The transcript has a single exon. Lineage: Eukaryota; Oomycota; Saprolegniomycetes; Saprolegniales; Saprolegniaceae. The coding region runs from base 1 to 309 and encodes 102 amino acids. The record is from RefSeq and is a predicted model, not a curated record.